AGGCAACUUAGGAGCGAUUGUUUGAAUAAAUUUACGUGUGUGUUUUUUUAACGUAGUCGUACAAAUAAAAUUUUUCCUUUCAGUAAAGUUGUAACAUUUUUUCGACAGUGUAGGUUUCGUGGCUAAUGUGCAUUUUGUGAUUGUGUUUUGAGGAGUUUCGAAUUCCAUUCCUGUCGAAGCAUAGAGCUAUUUGAAUUUGUAUGUUGACGGAGUGACUCAGAAUGGUUGAAUUAUUCAAGUGAGUGCUGUGGUUUGUUUGUCAAGUGGGUGUGCAAUACGAACCGUUGAUUGUGAGUGGAAAAUUGAUCGGACUAUAAAAUACCUUUUGGGACAAUUAGUUUUCCACUGUUCGUGAUGGCAAGAUAAUCCCUUUGCAUUUACAAUUUCCAAAGAACAUAGUUGUUGUUUUGGUGGUCAUUUGUCUCCGAGUGUCGGAAACCGGGCGGAGUCUUAAAGCAACAAGUGCCAAAAAGUUUGAAACGAUGGGCUGUAAUAUAAGCAGUCCUGCAGGAGACAAGGAAGCUGCCGAAAGAUCGAAGAAAAUUGACAAAGAUUUACGAGCAGAUGGAGAGCGAGCGGCGAAGGAAGUUAAAUUAUUGUUGCUGGGUGCUGGUGAGUCAGGAAAAAGUACAAUCGUGAAGCAGAUGAAAAUUAUCCAUGAGACAGGGUAUUCUAAAGAAGAAUGCGAGCAGUAUCGCAGAGUUGUGUACAGCAACACUAUUCAGAGUCUGAUGGCAAUUAUACGCGCAAUGGGACAGUUGCGCAUAGAUUUUGCUGAACCAGGAAGAGCAGAUAAUGCUCGUCAGUUUUUUACUUUGGCCAGUGCAGCCGAGGAAGGCGAACUGACACCAGACUUGGUAAUAUUGAUGAAAAGGCUGUGGCAGGAUGCUGGUGUGCAACAGUGUUUUGCUCGAUCAAGAGAGUAUCAGCUAAAUGAUUCUGCUGCAUAUUACCUAAAUGCUUUGGAUAGAAUAUCACUGCCCAAUUAUGUUCCCACGCAGCAAGAUGUUCUCCGCACAAGGGUGAAAACUACUGGAAUUGUAGAGACUCAUUUCACUUUUAAAGGACUUCAUUUCAAGAUGUUUGAUGUUGGUGGUCAGAGAUCUGAAAGGAAAAAAUGGAUUCAUUGCUUUGAGGGUGUCACAGCCAUAAUAUUUUGUGUUGCAUUGUCAGGUUACGAUCUUGUGCUUGCCGAAGAUGAAGAAAUGAAUAGAAUGAUAGAAUCAAUGAAGUUAUUUGACUCAAUCUGUAAUAGCAAAUGGUUCGUCGAAACUUCGAUAAUUCUUUUUCUUAAUAAAAAGGAUUUGUUUGAAGAAAAGAUUGUCAAAAGUCCACUAACCAUAUGUUUCCCAGAGUACACAGGUUCUAAUACAUAUGAAGAAGCAGCAGCAUACAUUCAGAUGAAAUUUGAAAAUCUGAAUAAAAGGAAAGACCAGAAAGAGAUCUAUACACAUUUUACUUGCGCUACUGAUACAAAUAAUAUACAAUUUGUUUUUGAUGCUGUUACUGAUGUCAUCAUUAAAAACAAUCUCAAGGAUUGUGGUUUGUUCUAGCUCAUCUUUUUUGAUAAGGUAGGAACAUCAUUGCCCAACCUCUGCCGGAUACUUUGCACAAUUUUCUUCACAUGCUUAAUAUGAGGUUACAUAUACAAUCAGAACAUCCAAGACAUGAUGAUGUAACAGUUAAGUUCUAUCUGCUUACAAAUUUGUGUGUAUACACUGUUAAGUUUCGUCAAAGCAGCUGCAUAAUAGUUUGUAAGUGACAGAAAUGACAUUGCUGAUUCAUUUGUUGGAAAAAGAAUCAGUAUUGUCAGUGCAUUUAUUUACAUGUAACAUUCUAGUGAGUUACUUGAAGUUAGUUAGAUGGGUUGUACUGAAAUGUUCACCCAAAAGAUGAGAUGUAUUGACAGAGUGUAUUUUCAUAAACUUUAUUUUUUGCCUUGAAGGUGAAUUUAUGACAUGAUUGUAUAACUGUGAAGUAUUUUCUGCAUUUAUUUUACUGUGAGAAAUACGCUUUUAUCAUACAUAGGUGUCAAAAAUGUAUACUUGGGUGUUUUAUGAAGAAACCAGCUGUGAUAGCUGCAUAUGAUGUCUGAGAGCUGUUUUGCUCUGAAUCUCAUGUAUAAUGUAGCUUUUUCCAGAAAUAUUUUCAUGUAUCUCAAAAAUGUAGUCAGUUUUGGAAUGACUUUCACAUAUAUGUUGUUAAUGUACAUUGACAGAAACUCUGUUUUGCAAAAUUUGUCAGACAUAUCAAUUUGCUCUGUGUGUGUGUGUGUGUGUGUGUGUGUGUGUGUGUGUGUGUGUGUGUGUGUGUGUUUUUGUUUGUAUUUUGGCACCAUUUUGUAUAAACUUAAGAGGUCAGAUAUGAGAAAGAAACAAAGAUCUUAUUGCUGUUGGACUGUGUAUUUAGUUUUAUUCUGCACUUCUUAAAUGCACAUUACAUGUUUAUUUUUUGGUAAAUGUGUAGAUUGAUAUUGGUUAUUUUUUAAAAGAUUUAGGUUUGUAAUAUUUGUUACGGUAUGAAAUUUUAAUGAUGGAGGUUUUAUGUGCUCAGAGUAUGUUGUAGGCAAAGCUCUGUAAGAACAGUGGAAUCUUUGACGGAUAUAGGCACUUAUUAUCCAGAUCUGGUAACAAAUACAAUAUUAAAAUCUGAUGUGUUAUGAGUAGCUAUGGUUGUUCAUUUUUCAAGAGGAAUGGUAUUAGUAAAGGUUAUGGAAACUAGACAUUUGUGAAAUAAGUGAAUGCAUGGUGCUUACAAACACAGAUGAUGACUGUUGGUUGAGUCCAAUUGCCCAUGAUAAUUGCAUUUUUUUUUUGUUUUGAGAGUUUUUUGUUUACAUGACUGCGUCUCAGGCUAUAACAAUUUUUAUACUAAUAUUUUUAACUUAAGAUCUUUCUCCCAUAUAACUUAUUUUCUUACUCUAGGCUUAAUGACUUGCCUUUGUUACCUGUUAUUUUCUAUAAACAAAUUGGGCAUAUUUUUAAAAUGAGUAGUAUUUGCUAAAUUUUUUACUCAAAUAUUUUUUAAAUUAACCUUGAAUUUAAAAUUGGCUACUGCCAGUACUUCCAUGAAAAAUGUUUAUAACAACAUUGUGUGUAAUUUGCUUUUGAGCUGUGAUGCAGCUGUUCAGAAAUUUCAUAUUUCCCCAGAUCCUCUUAAAUUAGGAAAGCGCAAUGCUAAGGUUAGGCCUUUUUUGAAAUUACGGUCCAGGUUUUUAUUUCAGAUUUUUUUAUUUGCAAAUACAAAACUCUUCCAGUAAAAGGUUUCAUAAUCAUUGGGCCUUAGCUUUUUAUAGCAUUGUAAAGUACUCUUUUGUAUAAUGUGUACAUACAGAACAAUCGUGAAUCUGUCUUUAUGGCAUAUCACACUUCGUGUUAUGCGUCAUAAAUUACAGAGGUGUAUGGUGCAUUUUGAUCUUAUGUAAACUGCAUACAAAUCCUCGUAGUCUUUUGUAUUUGGCUGAUAAAGAAUUGUAAGGAGCAAAAGUUGUACCGAUAUAAAACUACAGAAUUUCUGUAAUAAAGUAUUAUUUAUGUAGA
Messenger RNA from Schistocerca americana (American grasshopper), 3539 nucleotides. It is a transcript of the gene Galphai, whose product is annotated as guanine nucleotide-binding protein G(i) subunit alpha. The record is from RefSeq and is a predicted model, not a curated record. Gene Ontology annotation, cellular component: heterotrimeric G-protein complex. The transcript is spliced from 7 exons. Gene Ontology annotation, biological process: adenylate cyclase-modulating G protein-coupled receptor signaling pathway. Lineage: Eukaryota; Metazoa; Arthropoda; Insecta; Orthoptera; Acrididae. Gene Ontology annotation, molecular function: G-protein beta/gamma-subunit complex binding; GTP binding; G protein-coupled receptor binding. The coding region runs from base 483 to 1553 and encodes 356 amino acids.